Molecule: messenger RNA, 387 nt
Organism: Vicia faba (fava bean)
Lineage: Eukaryota; Viridiplantae; Streptophyta; Magnoliopsida; Fabales; Fabaceae
Source: the annotation of a GenBank genome assembly
AUGUCUCCAUUUACUCAAAAAAUGUUUUUGUUAUGUGUGUUGACAUUGUUAUCAGCACACAAUAGUUUUGGAGUGCGUGUGAGUGUUCUUAACAACUUAGAACAAAAUAUGGACUUAACCAUUCACUGCAAAUCUGCAGAUACUGAUUUGGGAGCUCAACUUCUUCAUCAUGGUGCUAGUUUUGGUUGGAGUUUUCAAAUUAGCAUUAUUGGCCACACACAAUACUUUUGUUCCUUUCAAUGGAAUGGUGGGUUUCAUUAUUAUGACAUAUACAUAGCAAGCAGGGAUUAUCAUGUAUGUGAUCCUUGCAAUUGGUAUAUUACAAAAUCAGGACCAUGUAGGGUUCUGGCUCCAGGUUCUGCUGUUUGUGACUUUUGGAAAAAGUAG